UACUUUCUCUUUAGAUUAUUGUGAUGAGAUUAUAAGUUUUUUCUUGGAUUUUACAGUUCUGUUUGAAAGUCGAUAAUUCCGGGUAUCAUUUUAUGCAAAGAGUUGAGUGAUGAAUGUGGAAACCUCUUGGUAAUUGAUAGAAGAGAAAGCAAAUAAAGAGAAGCUGUCGCUCUUACGGCCUUCUGAAAAUUCAAUCGAACUUAUUAAUCGAAAAAUAAAACGUGUGUACUGUUUGUAAAUAAGCGAGAGUAAUAUUUUAUUUCUAUGCUGUUUUUGAUUAUACGAUACACUUCCUGUGAAGUUCUCAACAUGUGAACACGUUGUUUCACGGACAGUGCGUUAGAAGUUCCUGUAAUUUGUAACAACGAAGAACAAAUUUCGUAUUGUGGCUCGGUGGUGCGACGUCGCGAGAUAUCGGUAGUCGAGAGAUUAAAGUUCAUGUAACUAUAAACGAAACCUUUGGAUGUACGGUCAUUGUAACCUUUCCAACCAAACAAAGAAAGAAGCGAAGAUUAUACGAUAUAAUUCUGAACACUAGAAUCUAUGCAGUGAUAUACAGAUUCAACAUGAGUGCUGCACAGUUUGAGGAUGCAUUAAACGAUGCUACAGAAUCGCUUAACAUUAUUGAACUAGUAAAAGGACCAUUUCAUGAUCCUCAUGAUUCUCAUUGCGAUUUAAAUCUUACCGCAGAGGUUGCUAUUGCAAAUGCAAUAUUUGGUAAAUCGCGAUAUCAAGAAAGGGACCCUGAAUCUACUGAAAAUGAUGAAGACAGUAACAGUGAUAGAGAUUUUGAUUAUUUCGAUAUUGAAUACGUCAAAAAGAAUCAAUGCGCUAAUGUGCAGAAAUCCCACGCAAAUGCACAGAACUCAAUCCAGAAAAUCUCAGAUUUUCAGCCAGCAGAUGUGCUUUUUAAGAAAUUCGCCAAUAAAAUAAACGUAGAAAAAUAUGAAGGCCCUGCAUUGCUUCCGAAUCAUGCGAAAAAUACGCUUAUAGAAACUCAACGAAAAGCGGAUAGUGAUCGUCUGAGGAGCAAAGAUAAACAAGAUCGAGCAACUGCCGAGCAAGUCAUGGAUCCUCGAACAAGAAUAAUUUUAUUCAAAUUGUUAAGCCGGGACAUGAUCUGUGAAAUUAAUGGCUGCAUAUCGACAGGCAAGGAAGCCAAUGUGUAUCAUGCUACGUCAAAGACCGGCAUGGAUUACGCAAUCAAAAUUUUUAAGACUUCAAUUUUGAUCUUCAAAGAUCGAGAUAAAUACGUUACGGGUGAGUUUCGUUUCCGCCAUGGCUACAGUAAACAUAACCCAAGAAAAAUGGUGCGGACGUGGGCCGAAAAAGAAAUGCGAAAUCUUGUUAGAAUGAAAAAAUGCAAUUUGCCUGUACCGGAGCCAAUAUUACUUCGAAGCCAUGUGCUUGUUAUGCAGUUCAUUGGAGUAGACGGUUGGCCCGCUCCUAAGCUAAAAGAUGUUGAAUUGUCAAGCUCGAAAGCCCGUGAGUUAUAUCGUGACUCUAUUGAGAUGAUGUGGUCCAUGUAUAACAAAUGCAAACUAGUUCAUGCCGACUUAUCCGAGUUCAAUCUGCUAUACCAUGAAGGGAAAAUAGUCAUCAUUGACGUGUCGCAAUCUGUAGAACAUGAACACCCGCAUGCAUUCGAAUUCUUGAGAAAAGAUUGCACUAAUAUAACUGAUUUUUUUCGGAAAAAAGAUGUGUCCACAAUGACAGUCAAAGAGUUGUUCGAUUUCAUUACCGAUCCAACCAUAACGGGAGAAAACAUGGAUAGUUGUUUGGAAAAAAUGUCAGACAUGAUUGCUAACCGAAGCUUCGAUGAAUUUACCGAACAACAAAAGCUAGAUGAAGCUGUGUUCAAGCAAAUGUUUAUACCAAAAACUCUUCAUGAUGUUUAUGACGUUGAGCGGGAUAUUUUCGAGAAUAAGAAUAAAAAUGAAUUGAUUUACAAAACGAUCGCAGGCUUGGACGAAAAUCUUCGAGUAGCAGAGAAUCCUGAAAUAUUGCAACAAAUGGAAGAAGACAACGCUAAUUCAUCUCAAGAUGAUUCUAGCAGUGGAUCAUCUGAUAUCGAUGAAAACAAUGAAAAUGAAGAUGUAAGAAGAGUGUUUGCAGUUCGAGAGAAGAACGAAACGGCGGAAGACCGGCGGGCUCGUAAGAAAGCAGUUAAAGAAGACAAAGCCGAAAAACGUAAAACAAAAGUGAAAAAACACAUAAAAAAGCGUAAAGAGAAAAUGGGUGCUAAAAAAUAAAUCUAGAUAUAAUUAAAAAUGCUUUUAUUAUAUUUUGUUGAAAUAAAUUUUUCCUAUACUAUCAUAAGUACAAA
Molecule: messenger RNA, 2326 nt
Organism: Malaya genurostris
Lineage: Eukaryota; Metazoa; Arthropoda; Insecta; Diptera; Culicidae
Gene: RIOK1
Product: serine/threonine-protein kinase RIO1
Exons: 2
Coding region: 567-2252 (561 amino acids)
Biological process (GO): maturation of SSU-rRNA
Cellular component (GO): cytosol; preribosome, small subunit precursor
Molecular function (GO): ATP binding; protein serine/threonine kinase activity
Source: RefSeq, a predicted model, not a curated record